Artibeus jamaicensis (Jamaican fruit-eating bat) is the source of this 4191-nucleotide messenger RNA. It is a transcript of the gene TMEM50B, whose product is annotated as transmembrane protein 50B. NCBI's taxonomy places the organism in Eukaryota, Metazoa, Chordata, Mammalia, Chiroptera, Phyllostomidae. Bases 2455 to 2931 code for a protein of 158 amino acids. The transcript has 10 exons. Gene Ontology annotation, biological process: late endosome to vacuole transport via multivesicular body sorting pathway; protein targeting to vacuole. The record is from RefSeq and is a predicted model, not a curated record.
UUAAAUAAUGGCGAAUUUAUUAACCUUGUUACCCUCAGUGGCAUUGACUUCAAGGUCAUAUGGACUCACUUGACUGGUCUGACCAGAAUGAACAGAGUGGAGCGAGCGGGCCUGCAGGAAAAGUCCACACUGUGUGUGAUACCAUCUGGUGGGGAUCCCCUUGAAUAGCCAACUGUAACAGAACUUCUUGUUCUCUGUUUAAAUAAGUUUCUCUUAUUGCGAAAUGAGUCUCAGGUACAAAAAAUGUGUAAAAUAGGUAUGUGUAUUUAAUUGAAAGAAUACUACUGCGAUGAUUGUCACUGUAUCUAGCACCAGAUUAAGAAACGAAACAUUUACAUCCUUCUUCUAGGAGUAGCCUCUGUCCUGAUUAUUUGGUUAAUCUUUCUCUUGAUUUUUUAAAAAAAUAUUUUAUUUAUUUAUUUUUAGAGAGAGGAGAAGGGAGGGAGAAAGAGAGGGAGAGAAACAUCAAUGUGUGGUUGCCUCUCUUGCACCCCCUACUGGGGACCCGCCCCACAACCCAGACGUGUGACCUGCUUGGGAACAGAACUUGUGACCCUUUGGUUCCCAGGCCAGUGCUCAGUCCACUGAGCCACACCAGUCAGGACUCUCUUCCUUUUAAAAUAAACUUUACACAUCACUGUAUAAAUAUUCACAUGUACAUACAUAUUUACAGCCAUGUACAUGUGCACACACACAAACAUAUCCUCAUAAUAUAUUCCGCUUUGAAUGAAUGGUGUUAAAAACUAAAUUCUUUUCCAAGUAGAUGGUGAGCAUGUUUUAAAGUUCUUUCACCAUUAUUAAGAGUGCUGCAAAGAGCUGGUCUGAAGAGGGUUUAAGGAGCAGGUAUUUAUGUGGUAUUUAGGGAAAGGAAUGCCUCGGUAAAGUUGCUGAGUUACAUACAACUGGUUAAUGUUCCAAAGAGCAACAAAAUCAUACCUUUUGGAUUAAUUUUUCUACCAGCAUACAAAAUCAUAACACCCUGUUAAUUUCUACAGUUAAAUGCAAAGCUUACUCAACUAUAAACGGCGCCUUUAUUAACAGUGGAUUUUUCAUUAAAGAAACUGUGGCAACAAAGUUCCUCCCCCCACCCCCCAGGGCAGAUGAGAUCCAAGCAGGCUUUGUGGGAAUUGCCAGAGCUUUCCGAACGUGAGAUUAAAUUCUGUGCCGUAGCUGUGAGCACACACCCAGCUGUGUGAGGGAGGGACUGUCGCUGUUAGAGGGCCUCCAGGAAGAGAUGAGUGGGACAGAACAGCUGCAGCCUCCCUGCCUUUCACGGGGGCCCUUGCUGAGGGAGUCAGUGGGCAGCGACAGGAGUGGGUCCCAGGAAAUGGGAUUCCCGGUGAGGGGGCACCUGGAGGACUCCAGUGUGGGCCAGGAACGGCCAGGACAGCAGCCAUGCAGUGCCCAGGAGAUGCAGUCCUAGGGUGCAGGGCACCCCGUGUUUCUGCUGCGAGCUCACCCGGCCUUCCUGCAGGGCCCUUCUGUGUGGGACCCUUCUGUGCAGGAAGUGACGGUCCUCUGCUGAGGCAGGCUGCAGGGCUGGAAGCACUGAGGGACCUGCCUCAGCACGUGACCAAGGUCAAGCCGCCGAGCGGAGUGCAGAUGGAAAUCUGGGCCAAGUUCAGGGGCAUUCAGCUCUCAUAUUAGAAAGCUGCCAUAGCAGCCAGGACAGGUCUGCAUGAAGUGGCACCGCCUCCGUCCGGCCUGUCGACCCUCCUCCUCUGCAGGCACAGCUGGCUCCGCGCAGCCCUCCCGCGUCGGAUCUUCCUGCAGCCUCUCUGUUGACAUGGUGGCUCAGGCGGCAGCAGCUCCCUGACAAGAAGAGGAGCCCUUUUCGGAGACUGUGCCUGUCUGCGUGCGCUUUGAUUCUGUCGUCAUACUUGACUGAUAUUUUGGCCGAGAGAGGGGAAGGGACGGAGAAAAGGAGAGAAACAUCAAUGAGUGGCUGCCUCUCACAUGCCCCCCCACUGGGGACCUGGCCUGCAACCCAGGCAUGUGCCCUGACUGGGAAUCAAACCAGCAACCCUUUGGUUCUCAGGCCUACGACCAAUCCAGUGAGCCACACCAGCCAGGUUCCUGUGACGCCAGCGUGGCACUGGUCCGUGCACCCAUGCUGGGGGACCACCGACGCCGAGCAUCCUUCUCCCCGGCCAGCGCGAGUAGCUGGAGAGUGCGUUUUUCCCGACACUGCGAGAAUGCCACUUACCAACCGUGCACACAAAGUAACUGCCCUGGGGUACGAUGUGCUGCAACGAGAACAGCGGAGACACAGCUCGUGAAGGCGCUUCCACCGAGUCUGCCCAGAGGAGGGAACACGGGACCUGGCCAGCAACCUAGGCAUGUGCCCUGACGGGGGGCCGAACCGGCGACCUUUCACUUUGCGGGAUGGUGCCCAAGCUGCUGAACCACACUGACAACGGUGUUCAAUGAGAGGCCGGCGCUGAGGGGGCGGCGAUGGCGGGCUUCCUAGACAACUUCCGGUGGCCAGAAUGCGAGUGUGUGGACUGGAGCGAGAGGAGGAACACCCUGGCCUCCGUGGUGGCGGGGGUGCUGUUUUUCACAGGCUGGUGGGUCAUGAUCGACGCGGCCGUGGUGUACCCCAAGCCGGAGCAGCUGAACCACGCCUUCCACACGUGCGGCGUGUUCUCCACGUUGGCGUUCUUCAUGAUAAACGCCGUGUCCAAUGCCCAGGUGAGAGGGGACAGCUACGAGAGCGGCUGUUUGGGGAGGACAGGGGCUCGAGUUUGGCUCUUCAUCGGGUUCAUGCUGAUGUUUGGGUCACUUAUUGCUUCCAUGUGGAUUCUCUUCGGCGCAUAUGUCACCCAAAAUACCGAGGUUUAUCCAGGACUAGCUGUGUUUUUUCAAAAUGCACUUAUAUUUUCAAGCACCCUGAUCUACAAGUUCGGGAGGACCGAGGAGCUGUGGAGCUGAGCGCCUCCCCGAGCCGUCCUCCUUCAUCACGUUCUGUCUGUAGAUAAGUUUUUACCUUUUAAUAUAGUUUAAACGUUGCCAAACAGAAUAGAUUGUACAUUAAAUGCAUUUCUUUAUACUUUUAUGCUCUGAGUUUUGAAACAGUUUUAUGAAAUUUCUGGGUUUUUUAACGACAAGAUUGUUAAUAUGUAUAUAUGGCUGUAGCGAUGGGACGACGGUGUCUCUUCUGUCCCCGACCAGGGCGGGUCUGUGUCCUGGGCCAGGCCUGUCUCCUGUCAUUUUAGAGUUGCCUCUUCCAUCUCAGUGUCUGGAAGCUGCGAAGACGGACAGAAGGCACAGCCCCGGGCGGCUGAAAUAAGCCCUGAGCCACUGAAAAGGGUAUUUCCGCAAGUUGUACUUCAUUUCGGGUUAAAAAUGAGAUCCUUUUCUUAAGGAAACAUGUUUGUCCUGUGUGUUAAAGAAGCGGACUUUUAUAUGGAGACUUUUUUAUGUGCCUGAAGGACUAGUGUAAAAGCCUGUUUUAGAAACCAUUCCUUUAAGACGAGUUUGUUCGAAAAGGGACAGCUCGUGACCAGAUCAGCCCAGUUUUGCGCGGCUCCUGAGAAAGGCUGUCAGGCAGGUUGGCCACGCGCUUCUUACAAAAGCAGCUUCUACGCCUGUCUCCUGCGGGGACCUCGGCAGCCCGAGCCAGUGGGAGACAAUGGCAGCAUAAAAGCACGAACUCUGCGACAAAAAGUGGAAUAGUUCCGAGGUCAAGCUCCUCUUCCCAAAGAGCAUUCCUGCAGCCCAGUGACCGUCAGGCGUGUCAUCUGCUUAGCUGCCAGCGGCAGCCUCUUUUUGCUCCAGCUCUGGGCGAGAGCUUCCAGCAACAAGUGCGUCUUUAACCCGCAACUUCCCGUCCAGUCCGGCGCUGGGUGUGGUCCCGUGUCUGCACUGCAGCGGCCGCCCGGGCCCACAGGGUCUGCCUGGCCCUUCGUCCUCCAGCAGCUCUCCCAGAGGCUCCCGCCGUGGGAACGCAGCCUCCCCUCCCUCGGGUGCUUCCCGUGCCCAGAGCACCCGGCGUCUAGGGCUGCUAUGCCUUGUCCUGGGACCGCAGGGCUCAUUCCUUCUUCCACAGCGGUUGUUUUUCCUCAGUGUCCACGAAUGUGUCUUGCUUCCAGUCAACUGUAAAACUAAGUCCAUGUUUCCGUUCCCUUGUAACCUGUUGUAACCAAUGACACCCCCACACUGUGAUGUCAUUAAACAUGUCGGAGAAAACAA